AUGAAGCAGUGGUUUGAGAAAGCCUGUCACUUAUGGGUGGAGGACGGAGAUCAGGCUAAUGAGAUGCUGCUGCAUCUAGCAGAAGACUUCUUUGAUGCUCUCAUGGCUAUUCAUGACAGUGGAAAAGAGGGGACUUCUCAGGUGACUGAGUUUUUCCUGCCCCUCAUUGGCAGGCUGGCUUCUAAUUCCCAAGUACACAUAUCAGUGCAGAAGGAGGCAGUCCAAAAACUCAACAUGAUCUUGGAUGCGAUGCCUCCUGAGCUGAAGAAAGAAAGGAAAAUAUCGUCAAAAGAGGCUUCAGUUGUUGUAAAAGAACUUGCUGGCAGGAUUGUUGAGGGUGGAGAUUAUGAUCUGCAGGCUGCCAUGCUUGAAGCCAUUUACAGGAUGACAGUUGCUUCCCAGAGAAGAGAGUUUGUGCACAGUUGGUUCACCAUGGACUUUGUGGCCUCUGCCUUCCUGAAGAUACGGGAACCUCAGUUUGAGACGGAUUGCAGAAAAUUUCUGAACAUGGUCAAUGGCAUGAAAGGCGAUAUUGGAAGAGUGUACUCCUACCCAUGUCUCGGGGUGUUUUUGGACAAGUAUGAGCUGUUGAUGCCAUCUGAUGAAAAACUGGAGGAAUUCUGGAUAGACUUCAAUAUUGGAAGCCAGAGCAUAUCAUUCUACUGUACCCUAGCCAGCGAUGAGACGCAGGAACCCAGCUCGACUUGGGAGACAUUUUUCCUGCCCAACAAUGAAGUGGAGAGCUAUUCAGUGGAUGAGCAAGAGAACAAGAAGGUCCUGAGUGUGCUGCUGACCAGCCCGCGGUGUUUAGGGGAGGUCUCGGGCUCCAGGAUCUCUGUCCACUUCAGCUCCUCCCUGGACGUCCUGCAGGCGGCACAGAAAGUGUUUGGAAGUGCGAAGAGCAAAAGAUUUGUCGGAAAGAAGGGCACUUCUGUUGUGAAGACCACUGUCCAGAUCAUCUUGGAUGAAACCCACUCACAGGUCCUCAUCCCAGACAGCCAGAUCUCCCUCAGCCAGCGUUCAGAGAGAGAGCAGCCCGCUAUGAACACGGCUGCCACCUGCAAGCCGCUGCCCCCUAGUGUCCCUCCGCAGAACAGCAACCCCAAACCCCUUCUCCCCCAGAGUGUGAACCCGGGGAGGCCGAAGAUCUCGGAGUCGUCCACGUUUAUCUCGAGCAGCAGCGGCCGCCGUAAGCUGGGAGGAAGCCCCUGCACAGCUGUCUUGCCCUCAUCCACCCCCAGAGGGAAGGUGAAGCCAGCCCUGCAGAUGAUCAGCUCAGUGGAGAGGAAGCAGGAGCUGAGCCUGAGAGAGAUGGUGGCGACCAAGACCUCCCGCGGCAUGAAGCGCUCACCUGAGCUCCCAGGCUCCAGCAAAGAGCAGCAGUCCGUCCCGGUAACUGUCCCUCCUCCACGCAGCGCUAACCCAAGGCCCGACCCGAAGAGAGGCAAUGAGGUACAGAAGUUCCGCAGGCACAUUCCUGUGGACAAAGUGCUGGAGAUGGUGCAGACAGAUGAGUCCUGUGUUGAAGAGGAGCCUCUGGAUGAAAGCAUGGUCCCAGACUCCCAGCCUACCCACAGAAAAGAGAGCAGCGUGCUUCCUGGUCUCUGGAGCGGUGACUUCUCCAAGCAGAAGCGGUCUGUGUGCGACUCAGUGGUUUCAGGACAGAGGACCAACUCCUGCUUGGCUGCUCCCAAACCUGACCCUGCCCCCAAGCCCAGUCCGGCCAGACCAGAGCCCCGGCCUCAGCAGUGGCGGCCCCCCUCAGCCCUGCGCGGCUCCAAAGAGGUCAGCCAGAAAGAGCUGCACAACCAGCUCACCCAGAGACUGGAGGCCCUGGUCAAGAAGAAGGAGCAGGGGACGCCGGCCAAGGGGCCCCUCACUGGCGCAGCAGCAGGCUCCAGCCGGUCCCAGACACCCUGCCGAGCCGGCGCCGGAGCACCAGGAUCAGGUAAGGCCAGAGUUGGGCCUGGGAUGCUGCCCGAGCAGAAGCCUCUCAACCCAACACCGGCCAAGGCUCUGUUAGAGAAAACGACCAACCCUAAAGCUGAGGCGGCUCCGUCGGAUGUCACCAAGAAACCGACCCGGUUGAGUGCUGCCAAAGAGAAGAAAUCAGAUGAGAUGACGGAGAAUAUGCUGAAGUUCAUCUCUAGCCAUUACCAAGGCACAGGCUGUGUUAGUGCAAAAGAUUCUGGGCAACUGUCAGCCAAUGCCAUCAACAAGAGGUCUUUAUUUGAUAAAUCUUGGUCUCUUAACAGCGGCGUAAAAGGAGAUCGUAAUAGCUCAGGAUUUCUGAAAUCAUUUGACAUGUCCAAGAAGGCUGACUUCACAGAGGACAUCUAUGCAUUUCAAAUGAACAGCCCAACCAGUACAGGAAAAAAUAUCAGAAAGACCUCUGAGAAAUCUGUUAUGGAGUCCAGUGCAAUCAGCAGCUCUUUUACCUUUUCUGCAUCUGCAAAGAAGGCCCCCCCUGAAAAGGUGUUCAGCCGUCAUGUGCAAAAGCACCUGUUCAGUGACACGGACACAGACAGGGACAAAGAGAAUGCCACGGACUUCAGCUGGCUCAGGGAUUCCGCUCGUAAGCCCAAACCCAAAGUGGCCGACUACAGCCGCCAGCCGGCCAAAGCCUGCCAGCCGCCGCCAUCAUGUGUGUCAGAUAAGUCCCCAGAUGCGCCUGCUCUGUCUCCCAAACCCGCAAAGGAGCAAGCAAAGCCAAAGAGGAAAAAGCCUCAGAAGAAGCCUGUGGAGCAGAAGGCCGCUGCCAAGCCCUUGGCAGUUGCUAGAGAGACCGCGGCCGUUGCCAAGGCGACAGUAGGGGCUACCAAAGCGACUGCAGGGGGUGCCAGAACGAGUGGCAGAAGGCCCCGCAGGGCCGCAGCCUUGGACGUGUCCUACAAGGAUCCCUCGGACCAGUCAGAGAGUGACGAACCUGCAGCAUUACCGGCCAAGAAACGCAGGACCAGUGACCCUCCCAAGGUGCCCGAGAGGCCGCAGCCAGAGGUGAAGAAGAUCAAGAAGGUCUCUCCUCCCCCUCUGGAGAAGAUGAAGAUCAAGAAGGUCUCUCCUCCCCCUAAGGAGAAGAUGAAGAUCAAGAAGGUCUCUCCUCCCCCUAAGGAGAAGAUGAAGAUGAAGAAGGUCUCUCCCCCUCUGGAGAAGACGAAGGCGGUGAAAGCUCCUCAGGAGUCCUGGGCCUGCAGAGUGGCCUUGUCCCGCUACAGCCCUCCCCCAAUAGAGAGGAUGAGAUCUGCAGGGAUGUCUCCACCAUUAGGCCUGUCGCCCUCCACCCCCCUCCUUCCUCUCUGCCUCUCCCCGGUGGCCCGACCCUCUCCUCCGCCCUCCCUGGAGAUGCCCAAACCCAUGAUGGGCAUCCAGGCCUCGUCCUUCUACAAGCCCGCGUCAGGAGGCAAAGACAAGGACAAGCAGACGACUCCGUCCCUGCCCACUCCUGCCCUUCCGACGCCCAUCGCCAGGACUCCCUCCAUCGCCAGCUGCCGCAGGUCUUGCGGCUCAGAGCAUCCUCCACUGAGCCCGGUCCGCUCUCUGCACUCCCCGGCCCAGCCACUCCUGACCUCCACGGCCCUGGAGAAGUCUCCGGUAGGCUCGCUCCUCAAGUCCACCGACCUCGACCAGCAGCUGCGAGACUUUGUCAAGGCGCAUGGGGGCAUGCUGGAUGCAUCUGACAAGGAAUCUGUCAUCACCAUGGCUACCCUUAGUCAGUCCUCACACCUCUCGGUCAACAACGUGGCCAUACUGUGUACUGAAAUCGAGAGGACACCUGCCUCCAACAAGGGAUCUACAAACAGUGGACAGAUGUUGCAGUCAGGCCCCAGCUUUCCCUCUCGCCAGGCCUCCCAGUCCAACAGCAGUCAUUUAGACAGCGACAGGGAAGAUGACGAUGAUGAAGAUCAGGGGGAGGAAGAGGAGGAAGAAGCAAGGAGUGCACCAAGGCAGAAGGCCCUCAAGAUGAAGCCCAGAAAACUGUUCAAAGACAAAGCAUGUCUGAAGCAACCUGAGCAGAUGCAGAGCAGCUCAGAGGAAGACGAAGAGGAGGAGGAGGAGCAGGAGAACGUCCGAGGAAAGAAGAGGAGGAGAGCGGUCAAAAUGACGAAGAAGAGCUACUACACUGCCCAGGGACACAACACCAGCACAGUGGACAACAUGGAGGUGGAGAUGUCCUCCCACAUGACGUCCAGCACGAGUGGCACCUGGACGAGCGGCCCGCAGGGCAACAUGGCGGCGGCGGACGCCGUGCACGCGGAGAUGAGCAGCUCGCAGGAGAUGGGCUACGUCUGCCGAGAGUUCAGCACCGAGCUCACCAGGAAGUUCCAGAAACGCUCGGAGAAGAUGGAGCUGUACACUAAGCAGUCUCUGAAGACUGUCCAGCAGCAUAUGUCCUCUGUCGGCCUGCAGAUGCGAAAACACAGGUCACAGAGGCUGGAGAAGGUCAAGCAGGCGCUGAUGGAGGAGAUCAGCAAUCUGGAGCAGGACGACAACGCCCUGAAGAGCAUGGAGAAGGAGCUGACGAUCUACUGGAAGAAGCAGACCCUGGCUUUCCACUCGUACCAGGAAAAAGAAUCUCGAAGGCUCCAGCACCUGAAGAACUCCUUUCAGACAAACGUGUGCCACAGUCUGGAAUACGAGCAGCAGAUCAUCAGCUCUGAGAUGUGCCUGAUGAAGAAGGACAUGAAGUCGGUCCAGGAUACAUUUCUUCAGGAGAUGCGAGAGGAAGAGCUCUCAAGCAUGCGUCGAGGACUGCAGAGCCUGUUCUUGUCGGGGGCUCCACUAUUCUAACUCCGCGAAGUAACGAGAAAGUUGUUUUUAAUCUCCUUCAUGUUCCUGUUCACAUUCCGAUUUCAUUAAUGUAAGAAUUCACUUUAGCGCUGAUUCUGUUUAGACAUGUUGAGUAGAUGUUAUAAACCAUAUUUAUUUUAAACCA
Molecule: messenger RNA, 4933 nt
Organism: Sardina pilchardus (European sardine)
Lineage: Eukaryota; Metazoa; Chordata; Actinopteri; Clupeiformes; Clupeidae
Gene: sycp2
Product: synaptonemal complex protein 2
Exons: 42
Coding region: 1-4788 (1595 amino acids)
Biological process (GO): male meiotic nuclear division; mitotic G1 phase; female meiotic nuclear division
Cellular component (GO): lateral element; condensed chromosome, centromeric region
Source: RefSeq, a predicted model, not a curated record